AAACAAUCUUAGGAAGCAGGCUGAAGGCAAAUUCAAAGUGCAAUAUUAAAAGUGCAAAACAUUCAAAAAAUGUAUAUUCUUUCAGUGAAGUCCCUUUUCAAUUUUUCUGAAUGAACUUUGACUCCUGCACACAGCAUAGACAUAGAAGACUAGAUGCCGCACCAGCCGCUACUGCCUAUGUUUGGCCACAUUUGCAGGUUCUACUUUUUAUAAACUCUAUGGUUAACAGGAUGUUUUAGCUCGGCUUUAGCUCUGGAAAAGCUCAGUGGAGAUCUGGAGCUAGAACGGCAAAAGAAUGUGUUCAUAAACCUGUUCACACACGCCAGGACGAACGCACUCACUUUUACGUUCGUCAGGCAAAAUACAAACGAGUUCAGUUCACGUUCACAAAAAAAAAAGAAAAAAUUCACGAACAAUCAUUCAAUGAACGCGUUCGGGCACAACGCUUUCCACGCCACCCUUUAGGGCGUUAUAAUAAGUGAUUGUGUUUGGCUUCCUCUUUCGAUUCUCCCCAAUCUUAAUCUCGCUGUGCAUGGUACUGAGGAUGCAGACGGUCUUUCUCCGCUUGAGUGGAGUUCAAGUUACAUGAAACCUAGAACUUGAUUCCAAACUUGUCAGGUUUUGAAGCGAUGUACUGUUGGAAAGGACACCGAGACUUUGUUGGAAAAAGCUGCUCAUCGAUCGGGAUUUGCUGGCCUAGGUUGUAGGGCUUGAUGCCACAAAUUUGUCAGUUUCACAAUCCCGCCCGCCGUCCAACACACCACACCCGUCUGUGAAGUACACCUGUGUAAAAUAACUAAUGCAUUAAGAUGACUGAAACUGAAAAGCUAGGAGAAAGCAUGGAUAAACUAAGAAAAUGAUCAAACUAAACACCAAGAACAGGAUAUUACAAAGGAAAUCGAAGAGCAGAUGGGAUGGACACAAGGAAAAAAACUGAGGAAUAAGACAUGAACAUAGAAAAAUUAAACAAAAAUAAGAAAGUGAAAACUAAUGAGAAGUAAAAACUGUAAAUAACAGAGGCUAGGGCUGGGAAUGGCUGGAUGUUAACACCUGCUUAAGUAUGAGUAUGAGCAUGACUCGUCUUCAACACCUGAAAAUCAGCAUGAUCAUAGGUGUUAGGAACCAUCAUUUUAAAUGCAACUGUAGCAAGUUCACCUGCUAAAGGUCACCUGUUCACAGUCUGCCUUGCAGUUAGCCUGCACCUCAUGAUUUAUUUAUUUUUUUUACCAGAAUCGGGAAGGAGGAGAGAGACAAGUAGAGUCACUCGGCCGCCUGAAAGAUUGACAAUUCUCUAACACCCAAGCACAUUCCAUUGGCCCAUCAUCUGCAGCUGACUACAUUUACAUUACAUACUACAUUUAAUAAAGAACAGCACCAUCACCAUCAGUUGUCUCUGGUGGUGGGGGAGGAUGCAGGUCAGACCUGGCAGGCCCAAAUGGAUUGUGAGUAUCUGCUGGGAACGUCGGGCGGAGUCUCUUGUAAGAAGCUUCAUGUUCCACCUCCGACAGAACUUUGAAUACGUCCCAAAGUAGGCGGGGUCAUUGAGUCCAAGUGGGCCAUCUUUGUAGUCCAUUUAAAUUCCGAAUGAAUUCUAGUCCAAAACCUAAUCAUUGGAUUUAGAAAACUUGUAGUUAAAAAAAAAAUAUUAUAUAACCUACAUGACACAAGUUUUCUAAAUAGGGUGUUAUUAUAUUUAGUGAUUGUAAUGGUAACCCACUGUGCAAAGACCUACUGUAGUUUGGCCGUCUUACAGACGUGGUCUGGACCAACAGACUCAUUAUGGACAUGAGGGCCCAACAGUGAUGACCAACACAUGCAGCCCAAGCCCUGUUGGGCCCCUACAUAGCCCCAAAUGAUGAUUUCCCGGUGGCUGUAGGUCCCACUGUGGGCAACCCUUCGUGCGCCACAUUUUUGCAGAGAGAUCCAACAUGGGGGCCGUAACGGGCAUAUUUGCUAGGUUAGGGUCUUGUUCAUGAAUGAGGGGAAAAUGGAGCAGGGGAUUGAUAAAUUAGUGCUUGGUCUGUAGUAAUGCAGGUGGUUGUGCCUGUCUGUCGUGGUGAAGAGAGAACUUAGCCAGAAAAGCUGCUCAUUAACCGGUCCAUCUACGUUCCAACCUUCAAAUGAUCACACUGGGCUUGAUUUGGAUUGUGUAUGGUGCCCCAAGAUAACUUUUGUUGUGAACUGGUUUAAUAUUACUAAACAGAAUUUGAGAUGGAUAAAGGGUAUUCUAAGAGACAAAAUGCUAAUGAUUCAGACCUUCAGAGUAAAAAUGAGGAAAUCAGUUUGAGGAACAAACGUCUGCAAAAUAAGGAAACAGUUAAAAAUAAAACUUAGUAGAAGUUACACAAGCCUUAACUUAAACUUCAAUUACAUGAAAAUGAGUUAAGGACAGCUAAGAACAGGGGCGCCUCCAGAAAAUGUUGAUGGGGUGGCCAGACGGGGCCAAAGACAUCUUUGGGGUGGCACACCAAAUUGGUCCUCGUGGUAACUCUGGGAGAGUUUAGCCAGCAAUUUUCUACCCUUGGGGGCGACAUUGACUAAGAAGUGUUGUUUUAACUAAAGUAAACUUUACAAUAGUUGAGCGUGAGCAGAACUAAUAGAAAAUAUGCACACAAAAUGUCAUUUAAAUAAUACAAUUGAUUUUAGUUUCGCCUGUUCGUGUCAACAUAAUUAAUUCAGUUCAGUUUAUUUAUGAAGCGCCAAAUCCCAUCAAGAAUUGUCUCAAGGCACUUCAAUAAGUAAACAUUCCAAUACAGUUCAGUUCAUUAAGCCAACCCAGCAGGUUGCAUCGAGUCACUGACUAGUGUCAGAGUCUUUACAGCAACCCUCAUCAGCUCACAAACAGAUUCCCAGCUGUUUACACACACAAACAUCUGUCAGUCCACAAGAAAAAGAAGACAUCUCCAGUGGUUGAAUCUUCAUUCAGUUUCUUCAGUCAAGCUUUUUAGAGUUAGUGGUCUGCACACACACACACACACACACACACACACACACACACACACACACACACACACACACACACACACACACACACACACACACACACACACACACACACACACACACGAACAAGUGCUUCUGUAGAAGUUCCUCCACCUAGAUGACUUAUCAGUGAGUGACUAGGACUCAUUUGGACUCAGACGAACUGAAGCAGGAGCCUCUCUGAUGGUUAGGGGUAAGACACAUUCCUACAAACCUUUGCUUUUGUUUCUUGGCUCUUACUUGGUUCUCCAACUUAUUUGUUCUGAUCAUAUUGUUUCAAAAUUGUAUCAAACUGGCAACAGGACAUUGUAAAUAUUAAUAUUGUUUUCUUUCUGUUUAACAGAUAUUUCCCAGCAACAUUUAUGUAUAAGAUGCAAACAACAACAUUUAAUUAUGACAACGGUACUGGCGCUCAGAAUUUUUCCUGGUUUGAUGGGUUAUGUAGUGGAGAUGAAGACAAUAAUCUGGGAGCUCAGCUGUCCAUCCUUUUCUACUUCAUGUUUGCCUUCAGUCUCUUUGGAAAUGGCCUGGUCCUGGUUAUCAUCAAUCGGUUUGAGAGACUGACCACAGUGACCAACAUCUUGCUGCUGAACCUGGUGUUGUCCUCCCUGAUCUUCAUGAGCAGCCUUCCCUUCACAGGCAUCUAUAUGCAGCUUUCCAACUGGAUCUUUGGUACAGCUAUGUGCAAAAUUGUGGGCAGUGUCUACUAUCUGGGCUUCUACAGUUCUGUUCUGUUUCUGACUCUGCUCACCUUUGACCGACACCUUGCUGUUGUGUACUCAUUAGCUGCAUCACAAGUGAGGAACCAAAGCUACGCAGUAGCUUCCUGCGCUGUAGUGUGGAUGGUUAGCAGUUUGGCAUGUAUCAGGCCAAUGCUUCUACUCAACACGUUUGUGUAUAUGGAUGAGAAAACCUACUGUGAGGAGUAUCCUGGUGCCCUUCCUUAUGUUGAUGUGGAACAGCUGAGAACAUCUGGAUUUUAUAUUCAGCUUUUCCUUUUCUUGAUCCUUCCUCUGGUUGUUAUCAUCUACUGCUACGUCAGGAUAGCCAUCACCGUCAUUUCCUCCAAAAUAGCUACAAAGUUUAGGACUGUAAGGCUAAUAUUCUUUAUUGUGCUGUUGUUUUUCAUCUGCUGGACUCCUUUCAACAUCACAAUGCUGAUGCACGAUGAAGUCUCUGACUGCGAGGAAGCACAGAAGCUUGGUUACGCCCUUCAGAUCACUCGUAACAUUGCCUACAUUUACUUCUGCAUCAGCCCCAUCUUCUAUACAUUUGUUGGGAAAAAAUUCCAAAACUAUUUCAGACAGCUGCUUGUGAAGCGAUUUCCAGGCUUGAAGAAGUACGUAUCUGUCAGCGAGAACAGCAAAACAAACAUGUCAACAAAAAGUACACGAAACAAUGACGGGAAUCAAACCGUGGUUUUGUUAUUGCAGGGAAGUGCCGUGUGAGUUUAGGACACAGUAAGUCUGCGCCUGUUAGGGACUGAUUAGUGUUAAAGUGUCUUUGAAGGACGAAUGAAACUCUCUGUAUUUAACUGUGAAACCAGUUUCAAGUUUCAAAUGCAGGUGAAUUGUUUUGGUUUUGCAGAUGUUUUGUUACGUGAAACAGGUUAUAAAGUUACAACAGAAAGCCACAUCAUGUCUCGUGUAGCUCAUCGCAGCACCAGAAACGGUGACUUAAUAUUACAAAUUAAUAAACCUUUUUACUUCAGACUUGAUUGUUAAAGGGAGCCAGUUCCUAAGUGGGCAAAUGUUUCGUUCCAUCUUUUAGUUCUUUUUAAAACACAGAAAGGUUUUAUUUACCUGCAACGUUUCGUUUGCGGCUAAAUGAAAUGUUGCAGGUAAAUAAAACCUUUCUGUGUUUUAAAAAGAACUAAAAGAUGGAAUUAGAAUUUCAACACAGCAAGAACACACCAAAGAGGUAUUUAGUGCCUGAACUAUUUCAGCACAAUGCUCUGCUGUUGUUUUGGGUUUAGCUCGUAUUUUCUAGUUGAUUGAUUUUGUGUUUUGGUAUAAAUCAUUAACCUAGUGUCGCCCAAAUCAAUUUGACAUAAUAUUCACAGAAAACUACACAAAUUAACCUUUUAGCUAGGAUUUGUAGUGCUUUCUGCUUUGACUUUCACUUUUUUGUACAUUUUAAUC
Molecule: messenger RNA, 5123 nt
Organism: Nothobranchius furzeri (turquoise killifish)
Lineage: Eukaryota; Metazoa; Chordata; Actinopteri; Cyprinodontiformes; Nothobranchiidae
Source: RefSeq, a predicted model, not a curated record